GGCCAUUUUGAGGAAACAAAAGAUGGAAAUUCACAAACAAAACAAAGAAUUCAUGUCUGAUACUGUAAAACCCCAUGAAUGUACAGUAUGUGGUGAAGGGUUUAGUUUGAGUAAGAUUUUAAAGGAGCACAUGAAAAUUCAUACUAGUGAUAAAUCCUAUGAAUGUACUGUAUGCAGUAAAAGAUUCAGUAGAAGUAAUCACUUGAAGAAGCACAUGACAAUACAUACCGGUGAAAAGCCCUAUGAAUGUGAGGUAUGUGGUAAAGGGUUCAGUGGGAGCAAUCAGUUGAAGGAGCACUUGAGAACACAUACUGGCGAAAAACCCCAUGGAUGUACAGUAUGUGGUAAAAAGUUUAGUUUGAGUAGUAACUUGAACGUGCAUACGAGAACACAUACUGGUGAUAAACCCCAUAAAUGUACAGUAUGCGGUAGAGGGUUUGGUUUGAGUAAAAUUUUGAAGGAGCACAUGAAAAUUCAUACCGGUGAAAAACCCCAUAAAUGUACAGUAUGUGGUAAAGGGUUCAGUAGGAGUAAUCAGUUAAAGGAGCACAUGAGAACACAUACUGGUGACAAUCUUAAUGAAUGUACAGAAUGCGGUAAUUGGUUCAGUUGGGAAACUCGCUGCACAGUAUGCAUUAAGGGAUUAAGUACGAUUCCAAACUUAUAUAAACAUGAGUAUAUACACACUGAAUAUAAACCUUAUAAAUGUGGAGAAUGUGAUAAAGAGUUUAGUAAGGAACAGAGCUUGAUACAACACAUGAAUACACACACUCUUAAUAAUGUGGUUAACAAUUGAUUCAAAGGUUUCGCCUAGAGACAUAUAAUAACAAAUACUGGAGAUAAACCACACAAGCUUAACAAAUAUAAUCAACGUUACAAUUUGUUCAAAGGAUUGCUUUACAGAGAGUCGGAGACACAUGAGAAGACAAUCACAUACUGGAGAUAAACCUUAUAAACGGAUGUGUUUGGAAUUUUUUUAGUCAAAGAGUCAUAGCAGAAAUGCACAUGUAAGGACUGGACAGUCCCACACAGUGUAUGGAUUAACCUUUUAAUCCUUAUUAAUGUUAUUUAGAUUAUGUCAGAGUCAUAGCAGAGAGACAUGUACUCUAGUUACAAAUCUCUUAAAUAAUAAUAUGAUAUAUGAGUUAUAGGCUUUGUAAGUUUUAAUUUACAGCCUGCCCUCAUACGAGAGGUACCAUAUUAUGUGACAGUGGGAAUGUGUCAAAAGGCUUGGCCAGAGACUGACUUUUUUUAUGCCCCACCAUAAUGUUUUCAGGUCUGUGUGUCCGUCUGUUUGUGCGUCCGUUUGUCCGCUCGUCUUGCUUCAGGUUAAAGUUUUUGGUCAAGCUGAAGUCCAAUCAACUUAAAACUUAGUACACCGUACACAUGUUCCUUAUGGUAUGAUCUUUCUAAUUUUAGAGCAAAAUUAGACGUUUGAGCCCAUUUCACAGUCCACUGAACAUAGAAAAUGAAAGUGCGAGUUUUAGGUUAAAGUUUUUGGUCAAGGUAGUUUUUGAUGAAGUUGAAGUCCAAUCACUUUAAAACUUAGUACAUCGUACACAGUUCCGUCUGGUAUAAUCUUUCUAACUGCAAUGCCAAAUUGGAAUUUUUACCAAAUUUUACGGUCCAUUGAACAUGGAAAAUGAUGGUACAAGUGGGGCAUUCGUUUACUUUGUACACAUUCUUAUUUUUAUAUAUAUAUGUUAUUUUUAUUAUUUUUCAGUAGAUAAAUCAUUGUCAUAAUGAACCAAUUUCAAAAGUCAACAAUUGUUUUAUUAAAAUAUCACCAAUUUUCUAGAAAAAAAUCUAGUUUCCUUAAAAUAUUAAUUGGUCUUUGUUUUUAUUCUAAUAUAUUAUCUCCUAUGAUACAUGUAGUUGCUAAAUUGUAAUAGUCAUGGUUGAAAUAUAUGGAAAAAAAUCUCAAACAAAUUAAAUCGAAGUGAAAAUAAAGAAAAUUAAAGACAUUAAAAACCUUCAUUAUUGAUGUUUGAAUUUGGAUUCCUAUGGAAACUUUUAUUUAGAGAUCUAUAUAUAAAUGUUACAUGUUUUAAAUCUGAUAAUAACCAACCUUCAGUGCUUUCUGACAGUUUUUGUAGACAUGGUAGAGGUAAUGUUUUAUCAACAUGAUCAAAGAAGAUUCCAAUCACGCAGAAGCCCAUUCAAACAUUACCACAAAAGGAGAGAGGUUGCACUAACUGUUGACAGAGGGGCCUGCUUCAGUAAUGCUUCAGUUUUUCAGUUUACAUUUUGAUCAACUAAAUGAUUCCCAGUGGAGGGGAGGGGGCUAGAGUAAAGACGUUGUGUAGGUAUGGUGUCCGUGAUAUAUGACUUCAUACUUACAUUAUAUUAACAUGCUUGCAUCUUGGUUUCGCGUAAUAUUUUCCACUGAGCAUAAACCAUAUAUAUGAUUAAGACAGUCAUGAUAUUUCUUCCAAUAUCAAAGCUAAAAUUAGCCUUUGAGUGUUAGAGUUAAAAUAGAAAUGGCUAUAUGGUUAUUUUGAGAUAUUUAUUAAUAACCAUUUUGGUAAGAAGACAUGGUAUACUGUUGGCAUCAAUUAAUAUUUUAUUUCUUUGGUUGAUAAUGUAAUGAAUGUUGAUAAAUCAUUUUAUCAAUCUAAUCAAAAGUCAAUAACUGUAUAACAUGAAUUAUCAUUAAAUGUAUGUAAUGUAUAUUAAUGUCAUGUGUACCUAAAUUGCAGUUUUGACAGUUUUUUUCACCUACGUUUUUUUUAUAAUAAGAAAAAAUAUCCAUUUUGUGUUUAUUUUGUAGCCGUAUCCUUUUUAAUUAUAUAGGUACAUCAAUUUGAUUUAAUCCCUAUUGAGUCAUUGAAAAAGGGUUUAAUCGACCUCCAAAGUGUCAUGAUUCCGUAAUGAGGAGUACCAAAAUUGCACCCACAUGACCCAUGCUUGAAUUCACAUCAUUAAAAAAU
Mytilus trossulus (common blue mussel) is the source of this 2930-nucleotide messenger RNA. RefSeq names its product zinc finger protein 239-like. Gene Ontology annotation, biological process: regulation of gene expression. The record is from RefSeq and is a predicted model, not a curated record. Bases 23 to 796 code for a protein of 257 amino acids. The transcript has a single exon. Gene Ontology annotation, cellular component: nucleus. NCBI's taxonomy places the organism in Eukaryota, Metazoa, Mollusca, Bivalvia, Mytilida, Mytilidae.